Molecule: messenger RNA, 636 nt
Organism: Rotaria socialis
Lineage: Eukaryota; Metazoa; Rotifera; Eurotatoria; Philodinida; Philodinidae
Source: the annotation of a GenBank genome assembly
AUGACUUUAAAUGAAUUCAAGCAAAUAAAAGACGAUGUUGGUCACUUGAUGCCAAUAAACAGUUUUCUAUCCACGACGAAAUGCCGCAAUCUAGCAGAAAUAUGGGCCGGCGAUGGUGAAGAUCGACCAAAAUUGGAAUCAGUUAUAUUCGAGAUCAUCAUUGAUGAAUCUGAAUUUGGAGAUAUAUCGAUAGUCUUCGCAGACAUUAUUGCGGAGAACAUCUUCGAAGCAGAAAAAGAAGUAUUACUAGCCAUGGGCACAACGUUGUAUAUUGAAUCGGUGGAACCUGAAGGCAAUGUUUGGAAAAUCUGUUUUUGCGCAUGUCCAUUUGAAGAUAGAGUAUAUCGAAAAUUAAAAACUUGGUUCACAAAAUACAAUGAAUCAUUAAUAUUCAAUGAGAACAUGCCGCGGCCAAUGAUUGAACAAGCACUUCUCAGUAUGGGUGAAAUCGAAAAAGCACAAAAAAUGACUCAACAGAUCGAGCGAUUUAAAGAUCCGAUAGCUAAUAGUAUGGAUACAAUACUCAGAUCAGGCAUAAAACUCCAGAAACCAGAAUCAGACAGUACUGAAUCUAAUGAGCGGAUUAGACUAUGGGAAAAUUUAUCUAAAAUGAAAGAAUCUUUCAAAGCAGUCUAA